CCCCGCGGAGGCGGGACACUUCCGGCGCCAAGAGAUUCAAACUGGUGGCGGGCCGGUCCGGAGCGGUGGGGUCCGCUCGCGUCCUGCGUCCUGCCGAGCAGUCCUUAUCCAUGGAUCUGAUCCGAAGCUUCCACGCGAAGCUACGGUCUCUGGCCAUCACCCUCGACAGCGAGACGGCCCGGCUGCAGCGAGCGCUGGACGGAGAGGAGAGCGACAUUGAAGAUUAUCCAGUGAGAAUUUUAUAUGACCUUCUUUCUGAAGUCCAGACUCUAAAGGAUGAUGUCAUUCUUCUUCUUGAUAAAGCAAGUUUGGAAAGUCAAGAAAGCAUUGGUUUCAUAAAGGCAACAAAAGUACUAAUGAAAAAAAAUUCAAUGGAUAUCAUGAAAAUAACGGAGUUUUUCCAGAAGUAUGGAUAUAAUCCACGUGCCAAGAAAAGCUCAGCGGAUGAACAAGAAAUCACUGACUCUGACUCAGAGUCCACUAAGCAUGAAAAUGUCCAAAUGCCUGAUGUGAAGGACAGUCUGUCCAAUCCUGCUAUUCCAAGCACUGCUAGUUCUGAGAAGUCUCCACGGAGUCCCCAACUUUCAGAUUUUGGGCUCGAGCGGUACAUGAUAUCCCAAGUUCCACCAAACCCUCCACAGGCAGUAAACGACCAUGAAGAAGAGCCCAGAAUUUUAACUCCAUCUUCCAAGCAGUCCGUAGUUAAAGUACUAAAAACUCCAAAAUGUGCCCUAAAGAUGGAUGAUUUUGAGUGUGUAACUCCUAAAUUAGAACACUUCGGUAUCUCUGACUGUACUGCGUGUUUGAAUGAAGAUUACACGAUGGGACUUAAAAAUAUGAAGGAGAGUAAAAGUGAGGAGGCCAUAGAAUCAGAACCGGUGACCAGUAAUCAUUUCUUUGCUACUCCUGGCCUCAUAAUCCAGCAGUUGAAAAAAAAUGAUGGCGACUAUACAGAUUCCCCCUUGGCACCCACGUUCUGCACUCCUGGUUUGAAAAUUCCUUCUACAAAGAACAGUAUAGCUUUGGGAUCCACAAAUUAUCCAUUAUCGGAAACAAAUAGUUCAUCAAACGAUUUGGAAAUGAAAGACUGUACAUCGUUAGUUUUAAAUUCGGAGAAGUGUUUUGAGAGUUUUGCGGAUCCCUCUUCUCCCGUAAUUUCUUCUUACGAGAAUCUGCUGAGAACACCUACACCUCCAGAAGUCACUACCAUUCCAGAAGAUAUUCUUCAGAUUUUAUCAAAAUACAACUCGAACCUAGCUACUCCAGUGGCAGUGAGAGCCGUGCCACCCGGCAAAGCGUUCCUCGCCAAAUACGGAGCACCGAGCGUCCGAGGUGCUGGCAACAAAGAAAACUGGUGAAGAAAACUUUGCAAGUUUUGUAGACACAGAACAGAAGGCGGUGGAAGCGGAGCGGGAUGGACUUGUCGCGUAGCCCCACAUCUUCCCCCUUUUUCCAAACCAGCCCAGAGUAAAGAUGAACACGGACACAGA
Molecule: messenger RNA, 1490 nt
Organism: Lynx canadensis (Canada lynx)
Lineage: Eukaryota; Metazoa; Chordata; Mammalia; Carnivora; Felidae
Gene: SKA3
Product: spindle and kinetochore associated complex subunit 3
Exons: 9
Coding region: 111-1358 (415 amino acids)
Biological process (GO): chromosome segregation; mitotic cell cycle
Cellular component (GO): spindle microtubule; outer kinetochore
Source: RefSeq, a predicted model, not a curated record